UGGCCCUGCCCCCUAAAAUAAUCCCCCCUUCCCCCAAAUUCAAGCUUUCGGCAGAGUGCAGACGAACUGUAAGGGUGUCCUGCACAUGACUAAGGGUUAGCAAUUCAUCCUGGAAAUGCGGAAAUAAGGAAUAUGCUUUAGGGUCUCUCGAAGACAACUGCAUAUAUACACCCUGCGAAGAGAUGGCUGUUCAGGCUGCCAUCAUGAACUCGCAGUUCUUAAACUUCUGUUUUCCUGGCUCGGUCAUGGAUUAUGAGGUGGAAAAGGGUCUGGAAGGGGGUCUCCUGGGUGAGAUGGACUGCGGGGGGGACUUUAAGGAGACCACUAGGGACCUGCUUAGCUUCAUCGACUCAGCUUCCAGCAACAUCAAACUUGCACUGGACAAGCCUGUCAAGUCUAAGAGGAAAGUCAACCACCGAAAGUACCUGCAGAAGCAGAUUAAGAGGUGCACGGGAAUCAUCUCGCCAGGGAGCACACCGGUCCAGGAGCCAUGUAAGAGGCAAAGCUCGCCCCCAACCCCAACAAGCAACCUCUCCAGCAAAACGCCACCCAAGAAGGAUGGGAUGCAGGCCAGCCUGCAAAGCAAGAGUCUGGCUGCCCUCUUCAACUCGGCGAAGGAUGCACGAGGAGAGAGGGCCAAGAAGCCCCCGCUGCGGCAUCGAAACCUUCCUCCAUCCUUCUUCACAGAGCCGGCCAACAGCUCCAGAGUUACAUCUACUUCUGGCAUGUCGCUCAAAGACCUGGAGCGAGGGACUCCGGAAGCAGCAGAGUUCUUAGAGCUUCUUGGACCCGAGUACAGCAACAUGGUCUCGGAGCAGGAUUUAUUAUACACUGCACCUAUCAGGAUUCAACAGGAGGUGACCGCGGGCCCCGAGCCGUAUGACUCCCACCAUUUUGUAAGUGGUGGGUUCUUGUACACUGAACCUUGGGGCACUUGUAGCGGCACCUCCAAAAAGCCAGGAGACAUGCGGACAGUACCAGUACAGCCAAAUCUUUAUGCCCACACAGAGCUUUCUGGCAGCGUGCCUGUGGAACAGAGCUCGCCAUGUGCACUUACCUUUCCAAACUUCUUCACAGACUGCUCCACACCUCCAGUCUCCUACGAUCUGGUGAACGGAUACAACAGAGGGAGCUUUUCUUCUCUUUAGGCCAGAGAUUUUCGGUUUCUAAAUUGGAACAAAAAACAAUUCUGCAUUUUUCAGUACGGUAUUGAAAAAGGACUCUACUUACAUGUAUUGCCCUUUUAAUCCUAAAACAUUUGACUCAAAACCAGCUAAGGGUUUAGUGUUUUUUAUGGGAUAACGUAUACAGUAGCAACCUGUAAAAGCUAUACAAUCUUAAGAUGGCCUUUACAUCUAAGGACAAACUUUACUCCAAUUAUUUAAUGAAAACAAAAUGCAUUUUACCGAUUUCUAAUCAUAAAUUAACAAAACUAUGCUUCAGAAAUUUAUUUUAUUGCUCCCUGUAAAUAAAACAACAAAAAAACACUUUGGACUUCUUGUCCUUUAUCAUGCAUUGUUUGAUUUAUAAUAUUACGAAUUUCGAAGCAAUGAUUUGUUACAGAGCUGAUCUCAGGGGAUCUGCUUUUUUGUUUAACUAUAUCACAGACUAAAUGUUCCCAAAUAUACAGUGACCCCAUUAAGUAUUUGAUCACUUAAGGAACACUUAAGAUGUAUGAGUUUAUUUCCAUGUGAUAACAAAAAUAUGAAAUCAAGUGGUGUUUGAAAAUAAUGAUGAUAAUAAUUUCUUCCCUCUCUUAUAGCUAACUUCACUCUGGCAGUCAUUUCUAAUCAAACAGUGUUGCAGUGGCUGUAUAAAGAGUAUAUGCAGUAUUUAUCAGGUGUAUUAUAUUUAACUUACAAAAAAAAAAAAAAAAAAAACUUUUUUGGGGCCAAGACAAAAAACAUGUAACAUCAUGCAAUACUUGCAAUCAAGACAAUCUGUCUACAUUUAAAUUUGUACCACUGUUAACCCAUAGCUUAUUGUUUGUUGACUGUUUAACAUGCAGUAUUAGGAUUUUACAUCUAAAAUAAUGACUUACAGUUCCCUGAAGGUAAAUGUCUAAAUGAAUAUACUUUACAUAACAGAAAAAAUGCUAGGUCUGGAUUUUGGAGUUUCUUGGUAUGUUGAAAGAAAUUGAAAACUGUGAGUGUGUACAACAAGGGUGGACAGAGAAGGAUGAGGUAUAUUUAUGUAAGCUAUAAUAUGAAUUAGUAGUAAUAAUAAUAAUAAUAAUAAUAAUAAUGUGUUAUAUUUUCAAUAUACCAGUAUUGUAUUCAGGUUCAUCCAAAAGUAGGUACAACAUGAACACAGGAACUUUACAACAUUGUUUUGUAACAGUAUGGCCGUACAUUGGUUUAUGAUUAGAAUUAAAUUAGGAAUCAGACAUUUCCAAUUGCACUGGGAAUCAACUAUUAAAAUACAUGAAGUUAAUGAUUUUUAUUUUUAUUUUUUAGUUGUUGUUUUAAAUUAGUUUUAUGUGGGAAGCAUCAGCCAAGAGUAAAACAAAAUGGAGUUUGUAAUUUAUAUGCUGAAACUGCUAAUACUUCAAAAUGUUUGCGGUUCAGAAUCAAAUAAUAAUAAUAAUAAUACUAAUAAUAAUUCUGUUGACUAGUGAUAAGUUGCACACCUAAAUCUAUGAACUUACAGGGGAACUGUAUGAAAGUUUACUUUGGUCAAAAAGUAAUGGGACAAAAUAAAGCUGGUCUUUAUGUCUAUUGAAGAAACACUCUCUGUUUCUUUGUUUUUUUUCUUAUUGCAAACAUAAAGGUGUGUUGAUUAAACUUGAAACA
This is a messenger RNA of Carassius gibelio (silver crucian carp), 2792 nucleotides long. RefSeq names its product protein FAM181B-like. The transcript has a single exon. The coding region runs from base 183 to 1148 and encodes 321 amino acids. The record is from RefSeq and is a predicted model, not a curated record. NCBI's taxonomy places the organism in Eukaryota, Metazoa, Chordata, Actinopteri, Cypriniformes, Cyprinidae.